UGGGCCGGCGCUGCUCGUCACGGUGCCGGACGUUCACGGCGGCUCUAAUUUGUUCUAAUCGGAACGGAACAGCACUUUCAAGAAGAACCUGUCGCAGGUGAACCGAACCUGCGGAGCGUGUCUCAUCCCUCCGAGCUGCUGGUUCGUCUUUAAGCUGCCGGUUUCUCUUCUGGAUCCUUUUCUGUUCGCAACCAGCUGCUGUCAGGAAGAUGGAGCCGAGCGACGAGCAGCGCAGCGCGUCGAGCAGCAGCCAUGUUUUUGUGCACAACCCACACCUGGACACAAUGAAAGACGACAUCCUCUACCACUUCAGUCUGGGAACUAAGACUCAUGACCUUCCAGCGAUGUUCGGCGAUGUCAAAUUUGUGUGUGUCGGAGGCAGCCCCUGGAGAAUGAAGGCUUUCAUCGAGUACAUUGCUGCUGAGCUGGCUAUGGAAGACCCAGAGUCAGAAUACCCAAACAUCUGCGCCGGAACCGACCGUUACGCCAUGUACAAAGUUGGACCUGUGCUCUCCGUCAGUCAUGGGAUGGGCAUCCCGUCUAUUGCCAUAAUGCUGCAUGAGCUGAUAAAGCUCCUCCAUCACGCACACUGCACAGAUGUUACUAUUGUACGCAUUGGGACAUCAGGUGGAAUAGGACUUGAGCCCGGCACUGUGGUUGUUACCAAGCAGUCUGUGGAUGCCACCUUUCUGCCCAAGUUUGAGCAGGUGAUCCUGGGGAAGACGGUGGUGCGCAACACCGACCUGGACCAAGGCCUGGCCGAGGAGCUGCUGCAGUGCAGCAAGGAACUGAACCAGUUCGAGACGGUGAUCGGCAACACCAUGUGUACACUGGACUUCUAUGAAGGUCAAGCCCGUUUGGACGGUGCUUUCUGCGCCUACACUGAGAAGGACAAACAGGACUACCUCAACAGAGCCGGCGAGGCAGGAGUCUGCAACAUUGAAAUGGAAUCAUCGGUUUUUGCCGCUAUGUGCAAACUGAGCGGUCUACGAGCGGCCGUGGUUUGUGUAACGCUACUGGACCGGCUGAAGGGGGAUCAGCUGAGCAGCUCUCAUGAAGUUCUUCGCAACUACCAGCAGCGGCCUCAGAUUCUUGUCGGCAGCUACAUCAAGAAGCAGCUCAAGGCCAAAGCGCAGCGCAGCUAAGUGCAAACUGAUACGCAAGAAUACGUCAAACACUGAAAACAUGAUGCACCGCAAUAGUUUUUUUCUGUUCCUUCUUCACUGAUCACAUGUAGCUUAUAAUAGUUUCACAACAAUCAGGAUAAUUUUUAAUUAUACUUUCUAUUUAUGCGUUGAUUUAGUUGAUUGAGUUCACCUUUAUAAUUAACCAGCAUGCACUGCUUCACUUUUGUUUCCUUUUGUAUUUGACUUCAAUACUAUUUAACUGAGAACUGAAUGUAAUGUAGCAUCCCAAGUCGACCAAACACGUCUUAUUUAAGGCAGUUUUUAUCUGACGGGUAAAGUUUCGGAUCCAUAAAACCUCAUGAGUGUUUGUAAGUCUGACCUCACAAUGGUGCAGCAAGAGGCGCACUUUGACUGUUAUUCGUGAAAUUCUCCUUGUUUCAUAAUGCAAAAAAAAACAACAACACUGAUGCUGAUGCAUUUGUCUCCUGUUGAUGGUUUCAGUUGUUAUAAAACUUGUUUUAUUCACAAUGUCUGUUUUUUGAAAAAGAUUUUGCUUUUGUAUUUUUUUUUCCACUCAGAACCCAAAAAUUGCAACAAAAUGGCAUUUAUUUUGCGAACAGGGUCCACUGUAUGUAAAAUAAAUAAAUAAAACGUAUAAGUUAA
This is a messenger RNA of Stegastes partitus (bicolor damselfish), 1790 nucleotides long. RefSeq names its product uridine phosphorylase 1 (gene upp1). Gene Ontology annotation, molecular function: uridine phosphorylase activity. Bases 210 to 1145 code for a protein of 311 amino acids. The record is from RefSeq and is a predicted model, not a curated record. Gene Ontology annotation, cellular component: cytoplasm; cytosol. The transcript has 8 exons. Gene Ontology annotation, biological process: uridine catabolic process; nucleotide catabolic process. NCBI's taxonomy places the organism in Eukaryota, Metazoa, Chordata, Actinopteri, Pomacentridae.